This is a messenger RNA of Rodentolepis nana, 1773 nucleotides long. NCBI's taxonomy places the organism in Eukaryota, Metazoa, Platyhelminthes, Cestoda, Cyclophyllidea, Hymenolepididae. The record is from the annotation of a GenBank genome assembly.
AUGGAUGAUUUUGAAAAAGACACUGAGGGCGAUCAACUGAUUGCUAAUCUUUCUUUUGACGAAAUAACGGGAAAUUUACCCUCUCAGACCCCUAGGUCUUCAUUAAUGCCAGCUUUUAAAUCUCCAACAAGAGCCGAUUUUCCUGGUUUCCCUUAUCCCAAACCAUAUUCCCAGCAGGUUGAUUUAAUGAGGUUCCUCUAUAGCACCCUUGCCUCUUCAAAAUGUGCUCUUAUUGAAAGUCCUACUGGAACGGGAAAAUCAGCCACUUUGUUGACUGGUUCUUUACACUGGCUUCUUGAUCAUAAUAAAGCUGUCGGAGAAUAUAUAACUGCUCUUCGAAACUACUUACAGAAUGAAAAUACUCGGCUAAGUGAAGAGUCCGAUUGGGUAGCAGCACAUUCACGUAAAAGAAAAUUACGUCUUCAAGUUGACAAGGAGUUAGAACCCUUAGAAACCACUCAGAAGGCCUUGGAUCAAGCUUCUGAGAUAAUUAAACGUACAGAAGAUGUUAAGUUACUAUCAAAAAUGUCUAGAAGUGGCGAAUUGCUUAAUAAUAUUUCUCGUGACCCAUUUUCUUCAAUUGAUGCCAAUUGGGCCAAGUCAGAUGAUGAUUGCUUCUUGCCUUCUGAAUCUGGGAAGAGUGCUCUCUCAGAAGAACUUCCCAUCGAAAGGGAUCGAGUAUUUCAGAUAAUCUACUCCAGUCGAACGCAUUCUCAGCUCUCCCAAGUUGUAGAGGAGGUUUACAAAUUAAAAGACGUACUUUCUGAUCAUAUAACCUUGGUCACUCUCGCAUCUCGUCAACAUCUCUGUGUAAAUAAAAAGGUCUAUGAGUUGAAAAACCAACAAUUUAUUCGAGAAGCUUGUCUAGAUUUAGCUUCAAAACGUCCUGGUUGUAAAUUUCGUUGUAAAGAGGAUGUAAACGAACUCUCUGAUUAUCUUUUAGGAGCUCGAAUUUCUUCGGUUGAUGCUGCGAUUAGGAUUCGAGAUAACCUCGAAGGGGCAGAUAUUGAGGAUCUUCCGAUUCGAGCUUGUCCUUAUUAUGCAAAUAAGCGAGGUCUUCCUUUAGCUCAACUCGUUUUAGCUCCAUAUCAAACAGUGAUAGUUCCUGGACAAAGAGAAGCCAUUGGACUGCGUCUUCAGGACAGUGUAUUAAUAAUCGAUGAAGCACAUAAUCUUCUUGAAGCUUUGGCUGAGGCCUUUUCUGCCACUAUUACCUAUAACGACUUGGUUUUAACAGAACGUCUUACGAUUGCAUUUUUGGAAUACUAUCGAUCUCGUCUAUCGUCAUUGUCUGCAUUGAGGCUACGGCAGUUGAAUCUGAUCAUUGGAGGAUUUAAGAACCUAUUGGAUGGUAAAAUUGCCCUUGGAUGCCAACGUCAGAAAGAUUCAGAGAAUAGGGAACCCAUAGGCGGCAAUGUGGUUUAUAAGUUGGGAGACUUCCUAUUUGCUGCAGGACUGGAUCAUAUCAAUUUGAGUUAUGUUGUAGAUUAUCUACGAAGCGAUCGGUGUGUUCACAAGUUAGCGGGAUUUGGCAAGUGGUUUGGUGGAAAGAGAAAGAGAUUGGAGAAGGAGAAAGAUGAAUCAGAGGAACCUAAAUCUGUUGGAACUGGACUCAGUUUUUCGGCUUGUUUAAAACAGUUGAAGAGACCUCCCUCAUCCUCAGAGUCACAGUUGAUGCCCAAGCCUUCUAAACGAGCGAAAACUGAAGACAGUCAAGCAGUAAGUUCAGCAGUUAAAAAGUUGACUUUAAUUUCUUGUUGUAUCCCUGUGUAA